Molecule: messenger RNA, 315 nt
Organism: Cornus florida
Lineage: Eukaryota; Viridiplantae; Streptophyta; Magnoliopsida; Cornales; Cornaceae
Product: MYB-like transcription factor ETC1
Exons: 3
Coding region: 1-315 (104 amino acids)
Biological process (GO): cell differentiation
Cellular component (GO): nucleus
Molecular function (GO): transcription cis-regulatory region binding
Source: RefSeq, a predicted model, not a curated record
AUGAAUGAGUUGGCAACGAUGUUUUCCGACGAGAUCAGGCAACUUCCAGGGAGGAAGGUUGAUAUUGAUGCUGAUGAACUUUCUAGGGAGACUAUAGUCAAAAUAAUUGAAAUCAAAAGAAGGAAUCGCCGAGAGGUGAGCAGUAUUGCAUGGGAGUUGAUAAAAAUGAGCAAACAAGAAGAGGAUCUCGUAUAUAGGAUGUACAAGAUUGUUGGAGACAGGUGGGCAUUGAUAGCCGGACGGAUUCCAGGGCGGAAAGCGGAAGAAAUAGAGAGGUUUUGGUUAAUGAGACACAUGAUGACUACAGCACCCUAA